GGAAUGUCGCCUUCUAAUAGGCUGUUUGGAUUGUAGUCCACCGCUUCGGGCGCUUCCGCUUCCGUUUAGCGAUGGAUGGCAAGCAGUAUUGCAUUUCUGUCUUUCUCGCACAUUUUACAAUGACGAAGCCAAAUCUAAUAUAGAGGAUCAAACAUGAAUUGUUUUGAUAAUAAAUUCAUAUCCGACUAAGUCGCGGUGUCCGUUAAGAGAGCGGAAGAUGUCUAACAUCGGAAGUUAAAUUGUUGUGGUUGCAUUAGCAUAACGCACUAGAUUUAGCUUCAUGUCAACAACAUCGCGAGUCGUUUUUACAGUCAAACACGCUUUGUUUUGAUUAUUUUGCUUCUGUUCGUCCAUUGUAGUCAUUUCAUGCAGGUUUGCGGUGUCAUUGCUUGAAAUGGCACAGUUUAAGAUGGACAGAGAGGAGUCUGACAGGCUGAUAGAAAAAGCCAAGCUGUGUUUGCGGUCAGGACGCAAAGAGAAAGCCUUGCAGCUACUGUACGAGGCGCAGAAGAUCUACCCGAGCACCCGGGCCAGAGUACUGAUUGAUGCCAUUGUGAAGAAUGGCGGCACUCCCCCUGAAGAGGAGCAUACCUACACACCUCCACCCGGCUGGGGAAACUCUGAAGGCGAUGGCCCGGCUCAACAUCAGCGGCCCAGUACACGAGAGAGAGCAGAGGGGUCCAGCGACGACAAGAAGAGCUACACAGAGGAGCAGCGGCAAGGAGUGCUCAGGAUGAAGAGAUGCAGAGACUUCUAUGAGAUUCUGGGGGUGCCAAAGGAUGCCAGUGAUGACGACCUGAAGAAAGCCUAUAGGAAGCUGGCGCUACGCUUCCACCCGGAUAAGAACUGUGCCCCUGGAGCGACCGAAGCUUUUAAAGCUAUAGGCAAUGCAUAUGCAGUGCUCAGUAACCCAGAGAAAAGGCAGCAAUAUGAUCAGUGUGGGGACCAGGGCCCUGCAGAGACAUCCAGUCAUGCUUCAGCCCAGCCUAGUCAUGCGUAUGGACACCACCGCACCUUCAGCAGAGACUUUGAGGCUGACAUCUCUCCAGAGGAGCUCUUUAACAUAUUCUUCGGGGGCAGGUUUCCUACAGGCAACAUCCAUAUAUAUACCAACCAAGGAGCUUCUUACACUCAUUAUUACCAGCCCCGCAGACGCCGUACGUAUGAGAGACGGGAGGAAGAGGUGGAGGAGAGCCACAGUCCGAACAACUUCACAGCUCUGCUGCAGCUGCUGCCGGUGCUAGUGCUCAUUCUGAUAUCUGUAUUCACUCAGCUGAUGGCCACCAACCCUCCCUACAGCCUCUUCUACAAACCGUCCAUGGGGUUGGUGGUGUCCAGAGAAACCCAGCACAUGGGUGUGCCAUACUAUGUGGAUAAGAGUUUUGAGAACGAAUACCGCGGUGCUGCCCUGGAAGAGCUAGAGAAGACUAUUGAGAGCGACUAUAUUGACCAUCUACAGAGCAGCUGCUGGAAAGAGAAGCAACAGAAAUCUGAUCUAGCUAAUCUGGGCCAACUGUACCGAGACGAGCGGCUGAAGCAGAAGGCCGAGACCAUGAAGUUGGAUCACUGUGACAAGCUGCACCGCUUCAUGGGACGACAGAGAGGAGACUGAGGCUGCGUCGCCCUCCCAGACAGCAUGGUCUGCCUAAUCAAAAAGCUUUUAGUAUUGGUUAUAUAUUUCAAUUUACUUGGGUGGGUCACCUUUUUGGGAAGGAGAAAGGAAGGGAGAGAUGUGAAAUCGCAGGAACCCAAGCUGAUUUUCGCUUGAGCAUUUGUGCCUUUCAUCCAUGAAUGGGGUGAAGUCUGACGGCUUUUGUCUCAUCUGAUUCAGCUGCGAUGCACAACUGCGUGUGUGUGAGAGGUUAAUUUGUGCGAGCGCCUGGUAUAUAUUUUUCCUUACAUUAAGGAGCACCGACUCCAGGCUGGCCAACAGGAUUAAAGCUAGUGCUUGUCGUUUAUUAGUUGCAUUUAAGCUUUAUUGUUAAUAGGAAUUUAACUUAUUUAAUAACAUUUAAUUUAUUUUUUCUGAAUUUGUGCUGUGAAUUACAUUUGACAACAACUUUUAAUAGAAAGCUAAUUUUUUGUUUUUGGAAACAAACGGUUCUCAAAAACAGGGAUAUAGACCACUACAGCUUGUCAAAGCUCUCUGGACGUAGCGACUAAAAAAGCCCCUUGUGUACAUUAAAUUAGUUUUUUGGUCCUUUGUUACCGUGCUGUAUGUUUUGGACAUUUAAAGGUAUUGGGCAACUGUUUUUAAGCAAUGUCUUUUUUUGUGAAGAAGGUAAAAAUGUUCAGUGCACUGACAGAAAUGCUAAAUGCCAUUACCUCAGAUUUAUUAAUCUGCAGUGUUUGAUUUAUAUUUUGGCACUUUAUUUGUCUUAACUUCUCUUGUUAUUGCAUGCAUCCAUCCAUCCAUGCAUUCUUCCUGCCUUGUUAGUGUUUGAAGGUGUUACUGGCACAGUUUAAUAUCCGUAAUUAUAACUAGGCAAAUAACAGUUACUGAGCAUCUGUUUUGAACUACAAUUAAUGUUUUACCUCAUGUCACUGAACACUAAGUUCUAUAUAUAAUAUACUAUAUAAUAUAUCUUUAGCACAAAUUUGAGCAUGAAGGCUAAGAUGUUCAGAAGUGCUACAGGAAGCGUCCACUCAUUCGGGAUGAAAUGGAGAGUUGGAUGUGACGUGGAGUGUUUGUGCCAGUGCUGGUAUUCUGAUCUUGUUUUCAUGCAGUCCACAAAUUGCUGGAAGUUUUGUUUGGAUUGAGUGCGUUUUUGUGCUGCUUAAAUAAAACAU
This is a messenger RNA of Sinocyclocheilus rhinocerous, 2790 nucleotides long. Its product is annotated as dnaJ homolog subfamily C member 18-like. Gene Ontology annotation, molecular function: Hsp70 protein binding. The transcript is spliced from 8 exons. The coding region runs from base 395 to 1612 and encodes 405 amino acids. Gene Ontology annotation, cellular component: endoplasmic reticulum membrane. The record is from RefSeq and is a predicted model, not a curated record. Gene Ontology annotation, biological process: cellular response to misfolded protein. Lineage: Eukaryota; Metazoa; Chordata; Actinopteri; Cypriniformes; Cyprinidae.